AUGGCUUCCACCCCGCCAUCAAUCGAUAGAAGCGAUGCUACAGAUUUGACAGAGUUAAUCAAGCAGGUCUUGGAAGAUGGCCCGCAGGGUGGCGGCGAGCCGCCUCUCACGCGGGCCGUCCGCCUCGGCAACCUCGAGCUGGUCCGACACUUACUCGACGAGGGCUUUGUUGUGCAAGGAGCCGACAACUGGCCUCUUGCCCUGGCAGCAAAUCUUGGCCACAGCGACAUAGUCAAGCUGCUUCUCGAUCGCGGCGCCAAUGUCCAUCAACGUGACCCAUGGCUGGGCGAUGCCAUUGAGGCGGCGACGCUCGCCUGGCGCCCGGCUACCAUGCGCGUUCUGUGUGAAGCUGGCGCGCGUCUGCACCACAUUUACCCCGGUGGUGACACAAUUCUGCAUCGUGCGGUACGAUUGGGGGACCUCGGACUUGUCAGGCUUCUUGUUAGCUCCGGGGCAGUCCUUGUACAGCCCGCGAGCUCAGACGGCCAGACGGCUCUAGCCAGGGCCAUCUGCAUGAAAAGCAUCGAAAUGGUUGCCCUUCUUCUUGAGCUAGGGGCCAGCCAAGAAGCUUCACUGCAAUACAGGCAUAUGCAUCUUGCCCUAGCUAUACGUUGCGGCGAGGCUGAGAUCCUGAGACUGCUCCUGGAACACGGAUGGAAGGCAACCGCGUUCGAAAAUGGCAGCAUAAUUCUCCAUCAUGUCGCCGUUCAAGGAAAUCUGGAAGCCGUCAGAUUACUCCUUGAAAUGGGCGUUAGUGCGGGGGAGCGUGCGAAUGGCACCACGGCUUUACACGUUGCGGCCGUAGGAGGACAUGUAGGCAUCGCAGAACUGCUACUUGCAAACGGAGCGGACCUUGACGCUGUUGAUGGAGAGAGGCAGACGACUCCGUUCUGUACGGCGGUCUUGGCCAGACAGCACAUGAUGGUUGAGUACCUGCUCCAGAAAGGUGCCAACCCGGCAACUCAUACCACCGCGGGGGCUUCCCCCCUCAUCCUCGCCGCAUUCGAUGGGCAUCUGGACAUGGUGAAACUCAUGCUCGAACAAGGGAUAGAUGGUGAAGGCAUGGCAGAUGAACGGGUCCGCCUAUUUCAUCAGGCGGCGGUUCAUGGCCAUAACUACCUUAUUGAGCUCCUUCUUGACUCCGGGGUCGAUGCUGAUCACUUAUUUUCCCCUGGCUGCAGUGCUCUUCACAUCGCUAUGGAGCAGGGACACAUAGAACUGGCGCGGUUGCUACUUGAUCGGGGGGCUAAUCCUAGGAUUCAGCAUCGAGUACUCCUGUAUUCGCCGCUGCAUAUAUGCUGCAGACAGAACAAACCUGAGUUGGCACGGCUCCUACUGGACAAAGGAGCCGAUACAGGCGAUGUGAAUACCUAUGGAAUGACCCCUAUGAAUUUCGCUGCAGAAAGCAACUCUCCCAGCUGCAUCCGAGUCCUCUUCGAGUAUUGGGCCGAUCCAAGCGCCGUCAGCAGUCUUCAGUCCACCCCUCUUACAGACGCAAUACGGUGUAAUCAUGAGGAGGCUGUCGAAACACUAAUUGAAUGCGGGGCUGAUCCCAAUAUCGCUCAACCCAGAAGAGGUCCCCCCUUGGUUUUGGCCACGGGGCAGCCGUCUAUGGUCGAGCUCUUAAUAGACCUUGGUGCCGACGUGUCGUUCCCCGACUCAGCGGGACGGACUCCCCUGCAUGCUGCUGCUAGUUUUGACCACCUCGAAGCAGCUGAAAUAUUGCUGGAAAGAGGGGCCGAAGUUAAUUCAGGGGACUCUUUCGGUUACACUCCGUUAACUAAUGCUACUGGACGAGGCCACGAUGAGGUUGUGAGACUCCUCCUUGAUAGAGGAGCUAACCCAACUCUUCCAUCCAGGGCAAGCCCCAGCUCGUGUGCAUGGAUGCCGCUGAAUGGAGCAGUAUGUUUUGGGGACAUUCAGAUCUUGAUCCAACUUCUGGACGCCGUGGGGGUUCAUAACCUGCCAGCUAACCCAUUUGGAAGAUCUCUUUUGUUUUUUGCGGUAUCCCACGGCCGGCAGGAUGUAGUAAAACUUCUCAUCGAGAUGGACGAAAACCAACCACACUUGCGAGACUUGUACGGGUCGACUCCUCUCGGCACGGCAGUACGUCUCGGAAAGGAGGGCAUCGCUCGAUUACUGUUCAAUGCCGCGCCGCCCUCCUUGGACGCCGAUGAACUUCUUGGGAAAAGCCUCAGGUGGUGGCUCGACAACGCGGCGACGCCCAGCAUGCAGAGACUUUUCCAAAACCUCGAAGCGGGCACCAGCCCUCACGAGACAACUGAUGAAGUCACUCACUACGAACCUAGAUCUGGUGCGCAUUGCGAUAUCUGUCUUAGGAAAAUGAGCAACGAUCAGCCUCGGUACAACUGCAAGAUAUGUGUUAGUGGUGGGUUCAACAGCUGUGUUGAAUGCGUCAAAGAAGGGGGAAAGUGCUUGGACCUAUCACAUGAACUCCUGCACCACGCUACAUCUCCUUCUUAUACGCCUCGUUGA
Molecule: messenger RNA, 2496 nt
Organism: Clonostachys solani
Lineage: Eukaryota; Fungi; Ascomycota; Sordariomycetes; Hypocreales; Bionectriaceae
Source: the annotation of a GenBank genome assembly